Messenger RNA from Scophthalmus maximus (turbot), 8743 nucleotides. RefSeq lists its product as uncharacterized. The record is from RefSeq and is a predicted model, not a curated record. Gene Ontology annotation, molecular function: calcium ion binding. Lineage: Eukaryota; Metazoa; Chordata; Actinopteri; Pleuronectiformes; Scophthalmidae. Bases 1381 to 8157 code for a protein of 2258 amino acids. The transcript has 6 exons.
ACACACACACUCACCGACACACACCACGUUUGGUUUGUAAUAAUAAUAAUAAUAAUAAUAAUAAUUUUAUUCAUAGAGCACCUUUCAGAAGCAGCUUCACAAAGUGCUUUCACAAAAACAUACAAUGCAGCAGGGAGACGAACCAGAAAUUGGGGAGACUCCAGUAGCAAACCAUGUCCGAGCUGCUUGGUAAUGUUGAGCCAAUUUGGCCUGUCUACAAUAUAAAUGUUUUCAAAUGUUUCCUUCAGCUAAAUGUUUUCUGAUUUUGAAAGAUAAAAUCAGGGUGACCUUUACGGCGUCACAAGGCGAAGUGAACAAAGCGAGAGGUUUGAAAGCAUACGUGCAUUAACAAUUAAUCCUCCUUAAUGUGGUUCUGUUAAUUGAAGUGAGAAUGUUUGAGAUUGUAUAAAGCAAACACUGUAGAUUGAGUGCAUUCACUGAGGCAAAUUGAUAUAGUUGUUACAUUGUUCCCUUGCCUUAUUACACCUCGUGUAACAACUGCACUGUGAUGUUCUGUUGUUGAUCGGGGGGGGGGCAGAGAGAGAACUGAGAGAAGAGAGAGAGAUCUAAUCUAAUUCUCUGCGACUCAGACGUGACUGUGCUGAACUCUGCACCUGUUUUACUGCAGCUCCUGAAACUCCUGUUUUUCAGUCUGACUGGAAAUUUCCCUAAAAAACCUCUGAACCUGAACUCUGUGUUCACGCUCCGUUACUCCUUCAUCUUCCCCUAAGAGGAAAUCAAGAAGGGAUGUGAAUGUGUGACGAAUGACAUGGAGCAACAUGUUCCUGUGCAAUAUUUCAUACAUGUGCAACACUGUUGUUCUUUUAUAUAGUAUUCAUAUUUAUAUUUAGGAUGUGGUACUUACAUUUUGUAGAUAAAAACUAAUUCUCACAUCUUAUUCCUUUUUAAUUGUCCUCUUGUAUUGAGACAGUAAUAUAUUUCCCCUUUGUGGGACAAAUUAUUAAAUAAUAAAAACAAAUGUCACAAUAUUUUACACCAUAAAUUAUGAUUUCAAUAUUAUUAUUUAGGAAGGAAAUAAUUGUCAGAUGAAUAAAGAGAGACUGAAAAUCAUUGUUAGUUCUAAUCAGGGUGCGAUUUGCGUGGUACGUCCCCCUUCCCUUCCCGGUCUACAUAUGGACCGUCGCUGAGUUGUUUCCUCUCACGGCGUCUGAUCAUGUUUUGCAGAGCGAUGGCAGGACGGACUGUGCAGCUGCUGAUGCUCGUCAGCCUCCUCGGCGUCACCGUACAGUUCGUUCACAGCACAAGGACAUUCGUCACACUGAAUUGUUGUGUAACGUUGCAGAGGUGAAAGAGGACGAGUGGGAGGAGCUCGGCCCGGACGUCGCUGCGCUGCACCGACUCAAAGGACUGUCCCGACACAUGUUCCACGAAAAGCUGAGGAAGCCUCCGAGACCCAGGGGGGAAUCCAUCCGCCGGGCCGAAGUGGAACAACAUGUCAACGGGGACGCGUCCGAGCAGAAAGCCAGAGACAGGAGAUCCACUGACGGGAUUGACACUGACAAGAACCCAAUGGGUUUGCUGGAUGGAUUUCGGGGGCGUGAAAACUUCACAGCAUAUUUCAUCAACAAGGAGCAGGACUUUGACAACUUCAUGGCAGAUUUUGAGAAACAGAAGAUACAAGAUUGGCUGCUAAGUGCUUCAGAGAUGUCACACAGCUACAGUGAAAAACUUCUGGUCAUGACCGACAACGAAAAGUCAACCAAUGACCAAGUCCAACAGGAAUACAGCAUGGAUCCUCAUUACUCGGUCAUAGUCACCAAAGAAUGUCUGUACAAUGAAUCCUGUUUACCACAAGCAGACAGCUACACUGUAGUGAAAAUAUGUGGAAGUGUUUCAAAUAAUGGACAAAAUGUGUCUGGGCUUUCUGGCUCAUCACUGGCAGAGCUGAUGUUGAAACCAUCACUGGAAGCUGCACCCGUGUUCUCCCUCAAUGGAAGCACGUCCACAGACUUCCAACGAGACUUCAUGAAGGUUUUUAUGAUCCGUGGAUUCAAAGCAGUUUUAGAAAUCAAUCACAUUAAUCACCAGAUUUACCAGAUCAUGGAUCAACCCGACUCAGUUUCCAGCUACCAAAUUCCAUAUAGACCAGUUGAUCACACCACACAGUACGACCACCAGCAGAUCAUCAUUAUGCAAGAUGACCCUGUGGUCAGAAAAGCUGCUCAGUAUCUUUAUGAGAAGCAUCCAGCGGUUAGCUCUGUCUACAUUCUUGAUGAAAACCAAAGACCAAAACGGAUCCAUGGGGAUUCGGUGCCACUGUCAGAGGACAGCAGACUGGUGCUGGUGGGUCAUGGGGCCAAAGACAACUCAGGAGAGAUGAGAAUAGCAGGGUACGGAGCCCAAGAUGUGGCCAAAAUCAUUCAAAGGACGUCCAGAGACAGUGACACCAUCAAAACAACAAGUGUGAUAGCAUGUGAGGCCGGCUCAGAUAAAGUAUUUGUCGAAAACCUGCUCAGAGAGCUUCAUGAAACCGCUGGCAUUACAACAGAGCUGCGUCUGAGGGAUGCUGUGAUCCAGGUCAGACACACGGGAGAGAAAAUUACACAAGAAAUCUCUCAAGACGGACUGAAGUGGCAACAUAAAGAUGACAGCACAAAAGUGGUGGCAACCCUUGAUCGGAACGGAGACGUAGUUAUUAGAAAUGAGCCUGGCAGUAGAGGAGAGACUGUGUUUACCAAUGAAAGAAACGUACUAACACCAAAAAAACGAAGAUCACGGUUUUCCGUUUUCCGGGACAGCUGGCCACAAUUUCCAAGGAGCUUUAUACACCAGGGUGUUUUUCAAAGUUUUCCAUCAAAUGUGAGGGAGCAAAUUAAAUAUUCCAGUCAUACAACUGAGGCGAUGUCCUGGGCGUUCUUCAAUGCAGACCAACCCCUACCCAAUAAGCUCAGGAUCAACAACCAGGGACAAUAUGUAAUACGCAUUGAAAAUCAGUGGACAAACAAUAAGCAGGAAGUGGAGGCUGUGCUUUCCAAGUGUUAUGAGAUUAAAUCGGGAAAAGAUGUUAGAAAUGUCAUCCGUCACUAUGCAAAGACUGGAGAAGAUGAGCCCACAUACCUGAUGGUCAAAGACUGGAUGUUUCUUGUUAACCCUGAAAAUCUGUACAUCUAUCCAGUUGGAAAAAAACUUGACAACAAUCAAAUGGGAAAUGAGGACAAAAUAGAAGAAGUUAAGGAUUGUAUUACUGAACAGAAAGGCAAAGAAAAAUACCCUGACAUUCAAAAAGCCAUUCUUUAUGCGAAGAUUGAAAACCCUAGGGAGAGAUAUGCUCAAUAUGUGGAAGCAAUUUUUCUUGGAGAGCCCACAACCGACCUCCACCUCCCUCUAACCACAGAGGCCUGGAUCACCACAUACUUCACUGCAUCAGUUAUAUCUGAAUCUGCUAGAAACUUCCGGACAUUUCCUCUGGUUCUCAUGGCCCUGGAUAUGAUAAAAAGCCCGGACAAUAAUAUCAGAGAGAAAGGAUUGAAAUUCUUUUUUGAUGAACACCCAAUGGCAAGAAGAUUUAGUUGGAUUGACCCAAGCAGGCGUGGACCUAGUGGCUCAGCAACACCUGAACAUUCGAGCAAACUCAACAAUCUUAAACCAAGAACGGAGGGAGAGCUAGGGAAAGACCUGAAAAACCUUCUAAACCAUGAAGCUCAAAUGUUCAUAGAGUGGGAAAAGAUGGUUGGUCGUAAGAAUGUUCAACAGAAGAUGGAAGCAGAUGCACUGCAAUUACAAAUAGUUCAUGAUUCAGAGAUGAAAGCAUUCUCUAAAGAUUACAGUCGUUUUAAAGAAGAAAACCAGCAUCUUUUUUCAACACCAUCUGGAGCUGACAAUGAACCUUCAGCAUCUGGAAACCUGGGAGGCUAUGCGGAUGGCUCUGUAACGGUACAGGACUUAAAUUCGGCCUCUGAAUUAGAGAAUUCCUUCAAACUUGAAUCCUAUUUCUCCAGGGCAUCUGCGUCAUUUUCUGAACAAAUCCAGACCCAACUAAAGGCAAAAUAUGGUGAAACUCUGGCGGGACUGCAUCUCAGGGAGGGUAGUGCCAGAAUAGAAGACGGACAGUUCAUAUGUGAGCUUGUGUCAGAGGGUGCUGAUGCUGAACCUGUUGAGUUUAGGGUCGAGUUAUCUCAAGACAGUCAACGCUACAAUGACAUUAUGUUGGAGAACAUUGACAGAGCUGCUCAUGAGAUGGAGAUGCACAUUUCAAAACCCUCACAAGUCAACAAGUAUGCAGAGCACACAGGAACUGCCGUCGGGUCACUAGGCCUCCUGCUGGGUAUGAAAGGAGCUGUUGAUGCUUUUGAGCAGGGUGACAUCAAUGAUGGUGUAGUAGGGGCUUUGCAAACUGCUCAUGGAGUGACAGCGAUGUCAAUGUCUGUUAUUGCAAGAAAAUCUCUUACCUCAGAGGGAAGAAUCGCCAGAGCCACAGCAGCAAUCAUGAGAAGCCCUGCAGUGAAGGGCACUAUGACAGCUAUACCCAUAGUGGGGAUUGGAUUUGGGAUAUACAGUUUGGAACAGGACAUUGAGAGAGGCAGCACACUGGGGGCCAUUGAUGCUGUGCUUGAUGCUAGUAUGAUCGCUUUGGAUGUUGUUGAACUUGUUCAGCCUGAACUGGCACCAUUCAUCAUGCCUAUUAACCUGGCUUUAUCAGUGGUCCGGAUGAUCAUUGAUGAUGUUUAUAUGGGAAUCCAGAAUGAAUUACAAAGCCUCCCGAAAGAUGCUGGAAUUUUGGAUAAAGUGGGGGCUGCUUUUGUCGGUGCUGGGAAGGGUCUUUUCCAUUUUGCAAUUCAAGUGGCUAGUGUGUUUUACAAUGGGCGUUAUGUAGAAAUUGAGGAGGGUCACAGACUUGUUGCUCAGAUAUCAGACUAUAAAAAAUAUUACACAUUUAUAAAGGAACAGGAUGGAACAAGUGCCAUUGAUUUUAGUGGUGGUGACUCCUCUUGGAAUGGGGGAGGUAUUAACUUCUGCCUCGCUGAUCAGGGUCAGUCUCAGUUCUGCAUGAACUAUUUUGUAUCUAGUGAUGAGAGUUUCGGGAAGAAGUGUUGGAACAUUGACACACAAGGAAGCAAUGACAUCAUUCUUGGCCUGGGAGAGUCGCAUGCAUUAGAGUAUAAGACACUACAGAAGAAAGUACUGAUGUUCAUACCAGCUGGGUCAGUCAGAGUGGUUUCAGGUGAAGAAGCGGUGUCAGAUUCACGAUAUGGGAUAUACAAGGGAAACCGAGAGCCUAACCGUUUUUUCGCAGUUCACAAAUCAGAGGACGAGCGUGUGAUUGACCUGAUGUUGACUUACUAUUACCAGCUUUACGGUCAACCAGGUGAUGACAUGUUCUUCCUCGGUCCACAGAGAAGUUAUGUUGAAGGCUCUGGUGGGAAAGACACAUACAUCAUUCCUGACAAUGGAGGGAAAAGCAUCAUUAACAACUACGAUCCAUCCAAAACACUAGACACUCUUCAGUUCAGUGUUAACUACAGUCACAUUUCUGUGUCUAAAUCUGGGGAUGAUGUUGUGUUCAUGUAUGAGGGAAGCCACACUGUGACCAUCCAAAAGUGGUUUUCAGGGGAACUGUAUCGUCAUAUGAACAUGAUGUCAGGAGAUGGAGUCUUAUUUGAGAUUUCCUCCACUGUGGUUUCUUCUGUGCAGCUUGUGGCCAGAGGAAUCAACAAGAUGUUUCAGACUCGUGGUGAAACUGUGAACGCAUCACAGCCACUUUUACGUACAGUAACAAACAUCUGUGGGUCUCAGCAUGAUGAUGUGCUCAUUGGGAACGGAGAGAAGAAUCUGCUCGAUGGAGGAGGAGGUCGAGAUCUUUUGACUGGUGGUGAAGGAGAAGACAUAUACAUGGUGAAAAAUAGAACAGGGUCGUCAGUGGUGAUUGAAAAUUACUCCACAGACAAUGAAACAGACGUGGCCAUAAUAGACGCAGAUCUUCACACUUUUGAAGUCAGGGUAGAAGGUAAUAAUGCUGUUCUGAGCACUUCCCAUCAAGGUCCAGUCAUCCACGUGACUUUACUGAACUGGUUCAGAUCACCAGAAGACAGACACUUGUUCAUCAUCACAAAGGAUCUGAUCACUUUCUCAGUCUCAGAUAAAAAGGCUGACUGCCAGCAGGGUGACUCAUUCACCUCGUGCAUAAAGAGUCGCAGCAUUGAUUACAGCAGGUCUCCAUGUCCUCUGGUGGUGGACCUUCAGGGGGAUGAGGCUUUACACAGUGUGACGGAGGUCCGUGGAUCAGGGUCUUCUGAUCAAAUCAGAGGGAACAAAGAACACAAUGUCUUUGUUCCAGGAGGAGGAAACGAUUACCUAGAGGGCAGAGGAGGAGAGGACUGGUACGUCAUCACACCAGGCCAAGGAAUUAAAUCCAUCAACAAUUACUCACCAGAUCUUGCCUUGGACUUUGUCUUCAUCAAGGUCCAAUAUCAGAAUAUAACUUGUGUUUGUGAAGGACAGAGCCUCAUCAUUUUGGUUUCCAGCAGAAGAGAUGUUAUUUUACUAAACUGGUUCAAUUCGACGAAUCUUCAGCACCUGCAGAUCAAGACCACUGAUGGAGUAACAGCUGGAUUGAUUUCCAACAUCAGCAGCUGUGACAAAGCUGUAAUGUUUCCUUUGUCUGUGGAUUACAGAAACCAGAAACCUGAGCCACUGGUCCAGACUGGGUCAGCUAAUGCAGGAGACCGGCCCGGGUGCUUCACAUAUAGAAGCGACAGUUCAGAAGAGACAGUCUUCUGUGGCCGCCAAGGCAAAGUGAUUCUAAUGGACAAAUUUGAUUCAGUGAAAGAAAUGUAUGGCUCCUCUGGUUUCGACAUCAUGGUUGGAAGCAGCAAUGAUAAUUUGCUUGAUCCUUAUACUGGGGGUGCACUGAUGUCUGGAGGUGAAGGAAAAGACACGUAUAUAAUCAAACAGGGACACGGAAACGACUUGAUCAUUGAUAACUUUGCAGAAGAUCAGAAAAUUGAUACUGUGGUGAUUGACAUGGAUUUUAUCGAUGGUGGUCAAGUCGCACUGAACCCAUCCUCAACGGGAGACGUGACUGUGAUGAUCACAACAAAAGGAGAACAAUUAAACUUCACACUGCUCAACUACAACGAUAGUUACAAACAACGGCACCUGGAAUUUCAGAGCUCUGACGGAGUGAAGUUUAAAUUGAAAUCAAUGAACUCAACUAGAGAUGUUCCUUUAUUUGAGAUUGAGGCUUUCAAAGUGACUCUGAAACAGUCGCAGGCUGACUGCCGCUUGGACCUCAGCUCUCGCCAGAACCUGUCUAAAGUCCAUACAGUGCAAGGUUGCCCCUCUCAGUCCAAUGACAUACUAGGUAAUGAUGAAGACAACGCUCUGAUUGGUGGGUGGGCAGACGACGCCUUGGAAGGAGGCCAAGGAGAUGACACACUGAUAGGAGGAAAUGGAACUGACAUCCUGAUUGGUGGACUGGGAGAUGACACUCUGUAUGGCGAGGAUGGAGAUGACACGAUGAUGGGAAACUCUGGCAACGACGUCUUCAUUCCAGGGUCGGGGGCAGAUCUAAUUGACGGAGGUCCUGGCAGAGACACUGUUCUGUACCGGGGUGAUCAUGAGAAGGGUGAAGGGGUUUAUGUCAACCUGUUGACUGGACAAGGCCGCUAUGCUGACGCUGAGGGGGACGUGUUGAAGGACGUGGAGACUGUGAUCGGCACCAUCUAUUCUGACAUCUUGGUGUCUGGUUACGAAAGUUCCCUUCUCAAAGGUUCCGAUGGCAACGACAUCCUGGUGUCAACUGGUGGCGAUUAUCUGGUCGGGGGUGAUGGCAGCGACAUUUACAUGUUGGCUUUCCACCACGGCUCAGUCACCAUUGACAACUGUGCGAAGGACAACGCCACUGAUGUCUUGUACUUGGAAUCAGGGUCACCACUGGCAUUUGACUGCCACAUCCAACCUGACAGAGUAAUCCUGACCUUCUUUGCAUUAAACCAAACAGCUGUCAAUAUUACACUGGAAGGCUGGAUCAGUGAUGAAAGCAAAUGUGGUCAUCUGGUGUGGAUUUUUAGAGGAGUAGAGGUGUCAGUGGACCAGCUGCUGGAGGAGUGUGCACUCAAACAGAAGGAGGAAUCGUGCUCAUCAAUCAUCAGCUGGAGCUUCUGUACCCGCCAAACCAUCCACAGCUUCUUCACAUGAGGGAUUUGUUAAACAUGGUCUGAAGGUCUCAGUUCAGACGUACUGCAGGAGCCCUGGAGCCGUCUAUCCACACAACAAUGAUAUUACAUUUUCUUUUAUGCAAAUCAAUGGGUUUUAUGGAACAUUUGUGGUGGCACUGUUUUUACCAAUGAAGACUUCAAGAGUUGAAUAUGUUCUGUCCUUCAAGACAGCCCUCAGAUCAAAACGCACCUUUUCAAUCUUGCUUUAAACUGAAACCUUUGUUUUUGUUUUGUUUGAUUUUAGCUGCGCGCUAUAAAACUGAUGUAUUAUCAUUAUUGGUCGUGAAGGCUCCUCCUGAAAUCAGUUCAAGGCAGAAAAACUGUUUCCUACAUUGGAGACUGUCAUGGAAACUGUCUCUACUCCAUAUUCCUGUUUUAUUAUUGACUUCCUGCCUUUACAUGUUUCCAUUCACAUCGGUUUGACGCGUUUUAUAUGCACCUACCUUGUUCUAUGCUUCUAAUGAUUAGUCAUCCUUUCAAAUCAAAAGUAUGACAGUCACUGAAUGUAUCCCUGACAGAUUCUUGCAAACAAAAUCUUUCAGAUGAAUUAAAAAAAAAAAAAGAAA